AUGGCCACUAUUUAUAUAUAUAACUGCAAACACACAUACACACACGCAAGAAAACACUCUAUAUAUACCAAAAACUUUGAUAACAGCGCUUGCAUUAAAAUCUAUCAUCUGCCUAAAACAAUAUAUAUAAACCACUCCAGCAGAGAAGCGCUUCUUCGCCAUCAACAAAAUUCGGCAAUACCAAAAGAUUGGCGUAAGAAGGGGGCCGAGGCAAAGAAAGAUAUUGAAAUUGUUAAGAAAAUAGGACUUGAGGGCAAGCUACAAACUCCUCCAUCGUCAGUACCUGAAACUGUAUUAUUUGGCUUGAAGAAGAAGCCAACGGAAAACAGCCUGCCGGAGAAAUCAGUCCUUCAAAAAAAUAUUGCCGGGCAGGCAACUCCAGAGUUAGGAACUUUAAAACAGGCCAGAAUAUAUCAGAAGGAAGACCACGUUACUUGCGGAAAAGAUCUAAAAGAAAACAAAGAAAGAACAAAGCAAGGGGUACAGUUUUCGGGCAAAAAACAACAAAUACAAAAUUCUAAAGUUGCAGACGAUCUCAAGCUAUCUAGUGACAAGAAUUCACUGCACCGAAAGAGACAAUUAAAGUUGCAGGAGAAACGCGCACAGCAGCAGCUACAGCAACAGCUACAAAAGCUAAAACAGCAGCGGCAGCACUUAAUACAACAUCAGCAGCGGCUGCAACAGCUACCACAGCUGCAACAGCAACAGCAGCAACAGCUAAAGCUACAACAGCUGCAAAAGCAGCAAAAAAGACGGCUACAACAGCAGCAACGGUGGCAACAGCUACAACUGCAGCUGCAGUGGUAUAAACAGCCACAGAAACUGCAACAGUUACAACAACAGGUACAACAACUACACCAGCAGCAGCUCCACCAACUCAUACAGCAGCAGCUACAAAAACUGCAACAACAAGUGCUACAACAACUGCAACAGGUGCAGCUACAGCAGCAACUACAGCAGCAGCUACAAGAACUGCAUCAACAACUGCAACAGCGGCAGCAACAGUUACAGCAGGAACAAAAGCAAAAAGAACUGCAACUGCUGCAAAAGCAAAAAAGUCACCAAUUAUAUAUAAGAAAGCAACACCUACAACACCGUCUAAUACUACAAAAAACGUAUAACGAACGGCAUAACAUAAUCCAACAGCUACAGCAAGAUCAACAGCAAUACAAACAGCAAGUGCUACAGCAACACCAACAGGAACAAUUGGAUCUACAACAGCAUUACCAACAGGAACAGCAAAAGCUACAACAGCUAUUUUUCCAACAACAACAACAACAACAACAACACGUACGAGGCCUAUAUAGUUCGACAAGAGGCGGCUUACAAGCAAACAAUUAUCAAGGCCUCCCACGUUAAUACCUACACCAACACCCACAACUACACCAACGCCAACACCAAUACCUACUCCAACAACUGCACCAACACCA
Molecule: messenger RNA, 1430 nt
Organism: Drosophila kikkawai
Lineage: Eukaryota; Metazoa; Arthropoda; Insecta; Diptera; Drosophilidae
Source: RefSeq, a predicted model, not a curated record